GCGCUGCGCAGCAAUGAUGAUCUCGAACACCUCUAUGUCUGAGUAUCUGCGCAGGAUCGUAACGGCGCUGCUGUAGGCUAAAUACAAACAAUAAUAUAUCGCUGCAGUUUAGGUAUUUUCAUGCUAAAAGGAAUGUCGAGUUGUUCGUUUUUUAAACGCCAUGUGAACACCUGCGUAUUAAAUGGACAAUAUGAAAAGUGCUUUGGAGUCUAAUUUAAUAGUUAUAAUAAACGAGCUGUCGCGGCCUACUUAGCCCUCCGUCGCCCAUCCCCGGCCUUAAUUUCGCGCAGUCGCUGGAUCGUAGUGCCGCUUCAGGCGAAGGUGUUCGUUCAUUUUUAUUGGGAAAUCGCUUCAUUUAAUACGUUUUUCUCAAACGGCUUUUUGUUGCAACAACGCUGAUGAGAAGGUAACCUUAGUAUCACCUAAGUUUACCUAUGUUAGUAUGUAAUGCUGCAAAACCAACGGGAUUUAAAUGCAGCCUAACCUACCAAAAUUAAUCGGUAUCUUAAAAGGGGAAUUAGCGUGUAACAAAAUACGUCUUUUGUGACCGGGUGUUCUGGAAUUUUUAAUUGAGAGAAUUUGGGGGGAAAUACUGCUAACAGAUUUUAUGCAGAAUCAUAGGCGUCGCUUUCUAAUUUUCGUGCUUGGCAUUGAGUUUGCAUAGGAUAACAACAACGUGUGUGGAUUACAUUUUAGCAAGGUAUAUUUACGGUUAUUGCAAAACAGCCAUGUCUUUGGUAGCGUAUGGUAGUAGUGAUGAGAGCGACAAUGAAGACUCGCCAAAAUCUUUGGGAGCCGGAGGCAGGAGCGCUGGACUUUUUGCGAGCCUCCCUGCACCUAAAAAUCCCAGUGCGGAGGGUCUCAGAGACGCUGGAGCAAAUGUCCCGCAACCUCGAGAUGUUCCGCAGAUCUCCGGGGCCACGCAGCUUACGGCGGUCCCCAACCCCAGCCAGAAGUCGGACUCUAAAGGCAACGAAGACACAUUAAGUCUGGGGUUUCCCCCUUCAAGAGGUACGUUGAGUCAAGAGUCGUCGACUGGACUACUUUUAAAUUUGCCUAAACCGAAGAAGCGCACGGAACCAGUGAAAAUUACCAUUCCUGAAAUUCAGAGAGGCGACUCAGAUUCAGAUGAGGAUGAACCAGCGAAGAAGAAGGUACUGCCUCAGGGCUCUGGUGGCGGCCUCUCAUCUCUCCUGCCUCAGCCACGGAAUCUGGUCCUCAAGGAAACCCAGCGGCCCUUGGUGCCGCACACCCUCACCAAGCGUCCUCAGGAAUCCAGGACACCGGCUCGCUCGCUGGGUGCCACCCCGGCUCCGGGGGUCAGCGCCUCACCCUCAGCUAUCAAGGCAGCGGCCAAGUCUGCCGCCAUGCAGCUGGCACGGCAGAUGGCGCAAGAGGAGGACGGCAGUGACGAGGAGGUGGCCCCCGAAAACUACUUCUCCCUGCAGGACAGCGCGGAGCCACCCCCAGCUACCCCGGUUUCUGACCCCGAGCCCUCUGCUGCCUCUGUCCUGCCCCCACCCCCAGGCAUGGAGGCCCCCUUUCAGUCAGAUGCCCCUCUAGAUUUUGGUUCCGUCCCACAGGGAUGCACGAGACCUAGUAGUACCUGGGAAGGGCAGGAGAUGGAUUCAUACUACCCUCAGUACCAGGAUGCCACUGGUCAAAUUCCAGCAGCGGAUGCAUUUUCCCAGGAGUACUACUCUGGGGACUACUACCAGGAGUCUGAGAGUGGCGUGACAGGAGAGGAAGAAGCCGGUUCAUCGUCCCUGUUUGACGAUGAGGCGUUCCGGCGACUCCAGGGGAAGAGGAACCGGGGAAAAGAGGAAGUGAAAUUUCUCGAAAUAAAGGGAGACGACCAGCUCAGUGGGAGCCAGCAGUGGUUGACCAAAAAUAUGACUGAAGAGAAGGAGCAGCGCAAGUCGUUCAGCAAGAAAAAAGGAGAGCAGCCCACAGGACAGCAGCGGCGUAAGCACCAAAUCACGUAUCUCAUUCACCAGGCAAAGGAGCGGGAACUGGAGCUGAAGAACAGCUGGGCCGAUAACAAACUGACCCGUCGGCAAACGCAAGCCAAAUACGGCUUCUAGUGACCACUGUUUGAGUGGGCAGGAAGUAGCCUGGUUUGGGGCGGCUAAACUGGAAGAACACAUUAAAACUAAAGUAGUACCCCUCAGCUUGGGUCAUAUUUAUAUAUGAGGUUUAUUGUUAUAGGGGCUCAGUGUUGCAUCUUAUUGACCUGAUAGAGCAGUAUUUCCCAACCUGGUCACUGCGGUCACACAUAUUCCACAUUUUUGCUCCUACCCAGUUCCGCUAGAUCAAAAACAUGGACCGUCUGUGGGUACCUGAGGAGCAGGUUGGGAAGUACUGAUAGAGGAUUAGACUCCUCAGGCAUCUGCUCCCUUUGUCUGCCUGUUUCCCCUCUUUACGUUUGUGUAAUUCUACCAUUUAGUUUGGCUUUUUUUUUUUUUUUUUUUUUUUUUUUUUUUUUUUGGUACUCUGGCACUGUUGAAGCUAUAGGGAGGGGGAAAAAAAAAAAUUCACAUUCUAACUUUGGAAUUUCCUGGACUUGUGUAGAUACAUGUUGUGGAAGUCAAAUUGUUGAUAGACUUAAUCCUGGGUUGGUUCUUGUGGCUCUAGUUAGUCAUACAGAACAAAUUUAUUGGUUAAAGUAAGGUUCCCUUGAACUGUCCUGAGGGACUGCUCUAACAAAAAACCAUUGAUACUCCGAUCUCAGAUGUUGGUGAUAGACAAUCCAAUUACAGGCAGGAUGACAGUAUUGCUGGCCUAGCAGCAGCAUGGAGAGUCCUGCUACUCAUGGCUCUAUUCCUUCAACACUUCAUGCAGUGCAGGGUCACUGGAAGCCUGGAGCACAUCCCGGAAAGCAAGCUGUUGGACACACUGGAUGGAAUGCCAGUCCAAUAUCUCUGCAAUUUAGAAUAAACUUGUGUGGAAACGGGGAGAAUGUGAAAACUAAUGUAUCCGAGAACAUGCUGCAGUUCUCGGAACCACUCUGCUAUAUUUUCAAAGCAGUAAAAACCUACAAAUGUUUGUCAAGUGAUAACUAAACAUGGACUUGGGUGAAGAUGUAUCAGCUGAAAUUAAAUGUAUAAAAGCA
Molecule: messenger RNA, 3112 nt
Organism: Paramormyrops kingsleyae
Lineage: Eukaryota; Metazoa; Chordata; Actinopteri; Osteoglossiformes; Mormyridae
Gene: prcc
Product: proline rich mitotic checkpoint control factor
Cellular component (GO): nucleus
Source: RefSeq, a predicted model, not a curated record